Molecule: messenger RNA, 1533 nt
Organism: Apis cerana (Asiatic honeybee)
Lineage: Eukaryota; Metazoa; Arthropoda; Insecta; Hymenoptera; Apidae
Gene: 128up
Product: GTP-binding protein 128up
Molecular function (GO): GTP binding; GTPase activity
Source: RefSeq, a predicted model, not a curated record
ACAGUUAUAUAUUCUUAGAAUUUUGUAAUGGAAGAACGUGAAAGAGCUUGAAAGACAUUUGUUUUAUAUUUAUUAUAAAUUAAAUUUUCAAUUAUACCAAAAUGAGUACAAUAUUAGAAAAGAUUGCCUCAAUCGAGGCCGAGAUGGCUCGGACUCAAAAAAAUAAAGCUACAUCUGGCCACUUAGGUCUAUUAAAAGCAAAAUUAGCUAAAUUAAGAAGAGAACUUAUUACUCCUAAGGGUGGUGGAGGUGGUGGGGAGCAAGGUUUUGAAGUGGCUAAAACGGGUGAUGCUAGAAUAGGUUUUGUUGGUUUUCCUUCUGUGGGUAAAUCUACUUUAUUGAGUACUCUUGCUGGUGUUUAUUCUGAAGUUGCAGCAUAUGAAUUUACAACUCUUACAACUGUUCCUGGUUGCAUAAAAUAUAAGGGUGCAAAAAUACAGUUGCUUGAUCUACCUGGUAUCAUUGAAGGUGCAAAAGAUGGUAAAGGACGUGGAAGACAAGUUAUUGCAGUUGCAAGGACUUGCAGUUUAAUAUUUAUUGUUUUGGAUGUGUUAAAACCACUUGGACAUAAAAGAUUAAUUGAGCAUGAAUUAGAAGGUUUUGGAUUACGUUUAAAUAAACAACCACCGAAUAUUACUUUCCGUAAAAAAGAUAAAGGCGGAAUUAAUUUUCAAACGACGUGUGCACAAUCAGAACUUGAUUUAGAAACAGUGAAAAGUAUUCUGUCAGAAUAUAGAAUUCAUAAUGCAGAUAUUAUUUUGCGUUAUGAUGCUACAUCUGAUGAUCUAAUUGAUGUUAUUGAAGGAAAUCGUGUUUAUGUACCAUGUAUUUAUUUACUCAACAAAAUAGAUCAAAUUAGUAUUGAAGAAUUGGAUAUCAUUUAUAAAAUACCGCAUUGCGUACCGAUUUCUGCUCAUCAUAAAUGGAAUUUUGAUGAUUUGCUUGAAAAAAUGUGGGAAUAUUUACAACUUGUUAGAAUUUAUACCAAACCAAAGGGUCAAUUACCAGAUUAUAAUUCUCCAGUAGUAUUAAACAGAGAAAGACGAACAGUUGAAGAUUUUUGUAAUAAAUUACAUCGAUCUAUCGCAAAAGAGUUCAAAUAUGCUCUUGUAUGGGGAUCGUCCGUUAAACAUCAGCCACAGAAGGUCGGAAAAGAUCACAUAUUAUGUGAUGAAGAUGUCGUGCAAAUUGUAAAGAAAGUAUAAUUUUAUUUAAGAUUUCGUAUAUAAUUAUUUAGAAAAUUAAAUUGAAAUUUUCAUAACUAAUCUCUUGUAAUUAAAAGAUAUUGCAGCUUUUAAAUUUUUUUUUGUUGCUUCAUAUAAAAUAAUGCAUUUUCAUUGUAUUAUAAUAUAAGAUACGUUAAAACGGAAAAAAAAAGAUAUCCUAGAAGUGGUUGAAAAUUUAUUUUUUAUCAUAUAAUUGUGUAAAUUAUUAAUAUUAAUAGGUACAUAAAUCAUUUCAAAUCAUUUUAUUUAUUUUAUAUAAAAUAUCUGUUAUACAACAAAUAACAUAUACAACUGAAUAAGCAACAAA